UUGGGUGGUGAGGUUGUAGUGUGUUUUGGAUCACAGGGUCAGGUUAAUCCAGACAUGGGGGCACAGCACUUGCAACCCCCAGAAGUGUUUGGGGUCACAGACAUCAGUGGUUCUGUGGAGCUUCUGAGAAGGGUUGGAGUGGGCGUGGAGGACAUAGAGAAAGAAGGCUGCCUCACCCAAGGGCGGCCUUCCUAGUGGAGCUUGGGAAGGUGAGUUAGAAGUGAUUCACCAGGUUCGGGUUGCAGAGACAGCUCAGAACAGGAGUCUGGUCCUUAACCUGUAAAAUGAAGGUAAUGUGUUCCAAAGCCAGUGGCUCUAACAUCUGCCAGAAGCCAUGGCUCCUCUCUAGGGAAAAAGUGAACAGAUAGUCCCAGGCGGUACCACAUACUCACUGGACCUGGGUGAGGAACUUCCUGGUGUGAAAUGUGCUAGCUCGGUUCCUAGCAGCCUGCACCGGCAUCCCUUCUCUCCUGGUAGCUUGUCCCACGAAGACAUUCUUCAGCUCCUGAGUCUAGCCCCUAAUUUGAGUGUAGGCGCGGGAAGGAACUGCUGCCGGGGUUGCCAGAUACUCCAGAAAUUGGGAUUGUGGUGAGGUCACAGGAGAGCACCCUGCUCCUGGUAGAUUGUCUACCCAUUUGACCUAGCAGGUGAGGAGACGGUCUUGGAGCAGCUCCAGCUUUGGUGGGGGUUGUCCCCUGGGGCUUCACCUCAGCCAUGAAUGGCCUGCACACCUGUCCCUGCCAUGAGAACAGGUCUGAGCUCUUAGAGGGUCCUACACUGUAGGUGCUUAUUAGUGGAAGGUGACUCCUUUCUGGUUUUCACUUCUGAGUCUUGCUCACUGUUCCAGUUUUUAGACUCCUUGAAGAUGGAUCCCGGGAGAGGAAGUGGGGAUGCAAAUGUGGUGGACAGGAAGAUGCCACCCAAGCGCAUAGCUAAGAGAAGGUCACCCCCCGAAGAUGCCAUCCCCAAAAGCAAGAAGGUGAAAGACGCUCGUAACCGCGGUCCUGCCGCCCGCUCCUGCCAAGUCUCACACAGGUCCCACAACACAGAGCCAGGUUUGGUGCUGACACUGGGCCAGGGCGACGUGGGCCAGCUGGGGCUGGGCGAGAGUGUGCUGGAGAGGAAGAAGCCAGCCUUGGUGCCCCUUCUACAAGAUGUUGUGCAGGCUGAGGCCGGGGGCAUGCAUACCGUGUGUCUGAGCCGAAGUGGCCAGGUCUACUCCUUCGGAUGCAAUGAUGAGGGUGCCCUGGGAAGGGACACGUCGGUCGAGGGCUCAGAGAUGGUCCCUGGGAAAGUGGAACUGCAAGAGAAGGUGGUCCAAGUGUCAGCAGGGGACAGUCACACAGCAGCCCUUACCGAAGAUGGCCGUGUCUUCCUCUGGGGCUCUUUCCGGGACAAUAAUGGUGUGAUCGGGUUGUUGGAACCCAUGAAGAAAAGCAUGGUGCCCGUUCAAGUGCAGCUGGACAUGCCCGUGGUAAAGGUGGCCUCAGGGAACGACCACUUGGUGAUGCUGACGACUGAUGGAGACCUCUACACCUUGGGUUGUGGGGAGCAGGGUCAGCUGGGCCGUGUGCCUGAAUUAUUUGCCAACCGUGGUGGCCGUCAGGGCCUUGAGCGACUCCUGGUCCCCAAGUGUGUGCUGCUGAAAUCGAGGGGAAGCCGGGGCCGCGUGCGGUUCCAGGAUGCCUUCUGUGGGGCCUAUUUCACUUUUGCCAUCUCCCGGGAGGGCCAUGUCUAUGGCUUUGGUCUCUCCAACUAUCACCAGCUUGGAACUCCAGGCACUGGAUCUUGCUUCAUUCCUCAGAACUUGACAUCCUUCAAGAAUUCCACCAAGUCCUGGGUGGGCUUCUCUGGUGGCCAGCACCAUACAAUCUGCAUGGAUUCAGAAGGAAAAGCAUACAGCCUGGGCAGGGCUGAGUAUGGGCGGCUGGGCCUUGGAGAGGGUGCUGAGGAGAAGAGCAUACCCACCCUCAUUUCCCGGCUGCCCAUCGUCUCCUCAGUGGCCUGUGGGGCCUCUGUGGGGUAUGCUGUGUCCAAGGAUGGUCGUGUCUUUGCCUGGGGCAUGGGCACCAACUACCAGCUGGGCACAGGGCAGGAUGAAGAUGCCUGGAGCCCUGUGGAAAUGACUGGCAAACAGCUGGAGAACCGAGUGGUCUUAACUGUGUCCAGCGGGGGCCAGCACACAGUCCUAUUAGUCAAGGACAAGGAACAGAGCUGAUGAAGUCUAUGUGGGCCUGGCUUCUGGCCCCCAACCAGCUUCCUAGAACAGAAAAACAGCCAACUACAGAUUCCAGAAGGCCCUUCCCCACCCGAGCAGCUAUCAUCUCCUUUCCCAUCACCACAGCAGAAUCCUUUCCUUCUGUUUUGUCCUCUUUUCUGGUCAUCCUGGGACUUGCAGGAUGAGGGGGGAUGGGAAGGCGUCUCGGAAGGAGCUUUGCUUACCUUAGACUCAGUCGUUAGACCUUUCCCUUGACUGCCCUGCCUCCUGUGAUCCGAGCAGGCCCUGGCCCUUGCCUACAAAACCCAAAACUUCCUGCCCUGGGGUUUUGGUACCUACACUCUGAAAAGUUGGGAACUCCAUCAGGCCCCCCUUCCCAUGUGCCACUUUUUCUGUUCCUAACAUUAGUUUACAAGGAGACAGACGGUAUAGUCAUCAGAUCCAGUUGUCGUGGACCCAUGCCUGGGGAGAACUGGACAAAGGCUUUACAAGGCUGUGGGUGACCCUAAGCCAAAUAUUUGGCUCUAAACAGGUGUCCAUGGGGGAAAACAAUGACCCACUGGAAAAAAAUCCAACUAGCUCUCCCCAUAAGCACAAAGCACCCCACUGUCUCCUGGGCAUCACCUGUGCAUUCCCAAUCUGGUCAGCCUUUCUGCCACUGAGGACUGGGAAGCCAUGCUGGGCUCUGCUGGGCAGUCAAGGCAGGGUAUUGGGAAAGGGAGGGUAGAGGAAAGGGCUUGGGAGGGGCAGAGGCUGGUCCUAAAAGAAGAAAGUAACAGUGGCUGAGAAAAUAGUUUUAAUUAUAAAAUAUUUUGGAAGGAAGAGUGAAAUCUUUUAACACUUUGAAUAAAUUUAGAGUUUUAUAAAAAUGGGCUUUGUUUUGUGCAGUUCCCUGGAGUUGUGUUGUUGAUUUUAAAGGAGCACCUGCUGUGUGCCACACCUGCCGUGUGCCAGGCAUUCAGAGGGCAGGGUAAACAUGCCUGGGAGCCUGUGGUCAGGGCUGUGGCCAACACGGCUGCUCCAAACUCUGGACAAGACAAGAGGUGCUUGGGUAGUUGUGCAGUAGGAACCACUGCAGUUUCUUCGUGAUCAUGAUGCACAAGAGGUGGUUAGAUUCUUUUUUUUAGUGGGCUCUCAGUGUAGCUCAGGCUGACCUACUGAACCUCAUGCCUUAACCUCCUGAGGGCUGAGAUUACAGGCCUGGCUUUGGGAUGGAAUUUUUAAAUCCCAAACCAAGGUUUUUUGUUUAGAUUUUGGCCAGAUCUUACUGUGUGUCCCUGGUUGGUCUGGAACUCAAUAUGUAAAACAGGCUAGCCUUAAACUCACAAAGAUCUAUCUGCCUCUGCUUCCAGCAUUUUUGGAUUAAAGUCCAGCAGCCACCACACCUGGCCCAAAUUCCUUCUGUGUAACAGCUCUGGCUGUCCUGAAACUGUUUAUAGACCAGCCUGGCUUCGAACUCACGGAGAUCCUCCUGCAUUUUCGAUAACUGGUGUGUUUGCUUAAAACUUACCUUGAAUGCUCUGUGGUAAGAUUAUUCCUGGGAAGAUGCUAUGCACAUAUGUGUCUACUCACCAAAAGCAGGGAGCCUAGAAUAGACUAAAUUAUGGAUACCGCCAAAAUCC
Molecule: messenger RNA, 3840 nt
Organism: Peromyscus californicus insignis
Lineage: Eukaryota; Metazoa; Chordata; Mammalia; Rodentia; Cricetidae
Gene: Rcc1
Product: regulator of chromosome condensation 1
Exons: 11
Coding region: 866-2218 (450 amino acids)
Cellular component (GO): cytoplasm
Molecular function (GO): guanyl-nucleotide exchange factor activity
Source: RefSeq, a predicted model, not a curated record